AUGUUAGUCCAUCUCCAUAAUACAUAUUAUGAUGCUAAGGCAACCCUGUUAUCAGAAGCUGAUAUUAAGGAAAUUAGAGAAUCAAGAGGAGUUAUUUUAUUUUUCUUCAGUCAGCCUGUUUUGGAUGAGAAUUUCCAAACUAAUAAGAUAAAAUAG
Messenger RNA from Funneliformis geosporum, 156 nucleotides. The record is from the annotation of a GenBank genome assembly. NCBI's taxonomy places the organism in Eukaryota, Fungi, Glomeromycota, Glomeromycetes, Glomerales, Glomeraceae.